Molecule: messenger RNA, 3464 nt
Organism: Xenia sp. Carnegie-2017
Lineage: Eukaryota; Metazoa; Cnidaria; Anthozoa; Malacalcyonacea; Xeniidae
Product: SMC5-SMC6 complex localization factor protein 2-like
Exons: 15
Coding region: 338-3223 (961 amino acids)
Source: RefSeq, a predicted model, not a curated record
GGGGUCCAGGCCCCCUUUCCCUUCCAGGUCUUAUUGAACUCAAUGGUGGCAAUACAUGCCAGAAUCGUUUGUGAGAAACUUCUAUUUGAAAGUGCGAUAUUUUACCCUAAAUUAUCAUUCAUGUGCAUUUUAAACGAAAUGACUAACUUUCGGGCUCGUAAUUUAUCUGACAGUACUUAGCGUCACUUGGGGUGCCCGGGUUGUGUUGUGUUUAUGUCGAAUUCUGGCGGGAAUAUUGGAGGGAAUAUUUGGCAAUACGAAAGAGAAAGAACAAGAAUUAUUGUCAUCUUAAUCCUUCUUUAUUCUACUUACGGCUCGUGGUUUGGGAUUGAAUACUAUGAAAAGGAAAUCAAAACUUCAUAAAUCUUUGAAAGGGACACCUCCAAUCACCAAGUUCUUUCGGAGAAACCCAGGAAAAGAAUUGAAUGCUGUUGUUUCAAUUCCCGAUAUUUUUCACUCUGAUUUACCCAUGAAAUCAGUUCAUCCAAAGAAAAGUAUGGACAGUGAUACAAAAAUGCCCAGAAAUUAUCAUGCUUCCAGUGGACAAGACAAUCAGAACGAUACAAGUAUCCAUAGUAGUUUAAGAAGAUCAAAUCAAGUGAAAAAACGUUUAUUUCAUGUGUCAAAUUCUGAAAGCACAAACACGAUAUGUUUGAAGGGAAAUAAGUCUAAUGAAGAUACUUUUCAAGACGAUUUAGAAAACAUUAUUACUCAAAGAAGGAAGACUUUGUCGACGAUUUCUCGUCCGGAAAAAAAUAAUAACUUCUUCAUGAACGAUAAAUGUAGAUCGAAAAGUUUUGCCGAAGAUGGUCAGUCUCAAAAUGAGACUAUACAUACAGAUGAAUCGGAUGCUACUGACAAUAGUAAUGAUCAUGUAUCUGAUUGUUCUAAUGAUGAAAGGGAGAAAAUAACUAGGAAUUAUAAGGAUGGUCAAUCUCUAAAUGAAAAUAUACAUACAGAUGAAUCGGGUGUUACUGCAAUUAAUAUUGCUCAUGUAUCUGGUUCUUCCAAUAAUGAAAAGAAAAAGAUAACUAGAAAGGAGGUGGAUAGUCAAUCUUUAAGCGAAAGUAUGUAUACUGUGGAAUCGGAUGUUUCUGAAAUUAAUAAUGAUCAUGUAUUUGGUUCUUCCAAUAAUGAAAAGGAGAAGAUAAUUAGAAAUGACAAGGAUACAAAAACACACAACGAUAAAAAGGAGAACGACAACAAGCGUGACACUCAAAAUUUGUGUGGAAAUUUAAAUUCAAGCUCAUCUGACUCUGAUGAUAAUUCUCAUCAAAACAUCCAUUCAACUGACCCAACGAAUAAAAGUAACAUUAAUCAUAUAAAGAUGGAAUGCUCGAAAGGAGAGGAAGAUAAAGUGGUCGAAGACGUAACGCAAGGUUAUGAAUUGGACAGCGGAAAGGAAGAAUGCAGGAAUGAUGAUGACAGCUCAAGUGACGAUGAACUUUUAAAACCGGCCAGUUUUCUUCGCAAUAUAAAAUUUGAGCCAGACGUGAAAACUCCAGCAAAGUCAACCACUCCAAUUUCAGGUAGUCCGCUCACCCCAGUCAGUCCAUACAUCGCCCUAUCUAAACAAGUUGCGGUGACGUCGAAGUAUUCAGUCCAUAAACUACUUCGGGAGAAACCAAAGUUAGCCCAGAAACAAAAAGAUAUUGCCAAAAUGCAGCUGGAUAUGCAACACCAUAUUGAAAUGUGUAAAAAUGUGAACCUUGAGAAGGAUUUCUUAAAUGACGACCUCGAUGAUGAUAAAGAUCUGUUGCCGAAACAUCAAAAAGAACUUGAGCAAUAUCAGACCAUCGAUAAUGGAUUUUCUAACGAAUCAGACGAAUAUUUUGAUAUGUUCCCAAGAGUCUCUGGAUUAACUAAAUAUAAAAAUGGUUGUUGCCAACCGUUUCCCAAAGUUAACGCGUCCAAAUUGGACAAGUUCACAGAGUUUUUGUAUGAUAAAUGUGACGUCGAAAUCCAUGAACUGAUGUGUGGAAAUUGGUUGACUAACUACUUCUUGACGAAAACCUGUCCCCCUGCUGCCUUACAAUGGAUACUUCAUGUCAUGUGCUAUCAUUUGGAUUCUCACACUGUCAGAGCAAGCUACAAUGUGAUGUGGUCUAUUUUACAUGUGAAGGAAAACAAGAAACUUUCUUGGGUACCAAGUAUUCAGGACAUAGUAAAGGUUUUUCAAAAUUAUGGAUUCGAUUUCCAUUCAUUAUUCGAGAAUAACGAAUUUGUUCAGUUCGAAAUGGUGUCCGACUUGAAUUCAAGCCCAGAAAAAAAUCGUUCUGAUGAACGUCUGGAAUCUUCAUUUUUUCCUCUCUCGAACCUCACUCGAUUUGUUCAAGUUGUCACCCUCUGUAUGAACCGUUAUCCACAAGAAUAUUCAACACAAGAUAUUGAAUACUUAUUUGCUCUAUUGUAUUCUCUUGCUCUUGACUCUCGAAUGGAGUUAUCCAUUCAUGACAUCAAGACUUGUCUCCGGGCUUCGUAUGACGCCAUUUCAUCUAAACUAUGGCCAGACGAGGUGCUGAAAAUUUCCUCUCUUAUCACCCAUAUCAACGCACAUCAUCAGAAAAAGCUGCGGAUUAUCAGACUUCAACCUUAUUCAAUGCGAGGACGCGAUGUGAAGCGAUAUGCAGCAAUACAAACGUUGUCUUCCCUUUUGAAGAAGGACGAAGUAGUUGAUAGUAAUGUUUGCGUUCUUUGUGAGGCAAACAAGGAUGGUUCCAUAACGAAUUAUUUAGAGUUGCUUAAAGCGCUAGAAUCACUUGUGUCGAACAUCGUCGUAAGUGAAGACACUGACUACUACGAGUUAUACACAUUUGUUGAGCUCUUGGACAUCGUUGUUGGUGCGUCGAAGUUGACUUUGUCUGAAAAGGAAAUAGUUUUGAGACUUCGCGGGAAAUUGAGAUCCCUUCACAAGGAUAUUAGAGAUCCAAGAGCAAUGUUUAUAAGUCGUAGUAAGGUAAAGGAUUUAUUGAUUCGAACAAUGUGGAAAUUUGCCUACAUGACUCAAGGCAAGAAAGGAUUAAAGAACCAGGAAGUCAUCACUAAGUUCUUCGUCGAAGGCAGUUCCAGUCUUAAAAUCGAAACCCUGGAGAAUUCCGAGCUUUGUGAGGAAGACGAGAAUGGCGAGCAUCAGUCUCAGCUUUCUCAAAUGUCUUCCUUCAUUGUUGAUCCGCUCUCGUACACUGGAGAAUAUUUCUAUGAUGAACGUCAGGUCUCUGACUGAAGAAUUACUUUAAAUAUCGCUUCUUUAGUGUAAAAUGUUAAGCAUUGAGUGUGAAUCAAGCAAUGAUACAUAAUUUACUUCACGACGAUCGCGCAUACUGCCGCAUUGUUUAUAAUGUAAUAAGAAACUUGAUUGGUUUGAAUUAUUGACGUUUGGUUGAUUUUGUACCUGAAGUAUAAGAGUAAUUUUCUGCCUGCAGAAGAAAAAGUAUUUAGUAAAAUUCGAUCUUUUUAUCACUCCA